UCAGGAUCGCCGUUAGAUAAUCGCAUUUAUCGUCUCCUCGCGCGCGGCGGGGGCUGAUGGGAGCGGAGCGGGAGCCGAGGACAGAAAAAUAAUCAGAAUUCCUGGAACUCCGGAGAGGCGACGUGACGCCGCGCGGACGCACGACGAGCCGCAAACUUCAGUGGAUCCAUCGAAAUAAGCGCAAUUAUGCGUCGGGAUCGGGUCUUAAUUUAUGAUGAGGAGCGGCUUCAUCACGGCUACAUUUGCCUACCUGCGCUCUGAAAGACCAGACCCGUAAGCCUCCAUCAGCUGGACUCUCAGAAACUUCUUCCAUCCCGUCUCACAUCCUGCUGCCAGCAUGCCCAUCAUCAGCAACACCAACCAGGACUUCAGCACCUACUCCAUCAGCACCGACGACAGCAGCCUCGACCGCUUCUUCACCGAGAUCCCAGAAACCGAGACCCUCAAGGGUGUUUACUUCCAGCGAGCCCAGCUGCUUCGUGACCCCAAGGCCUCGUAUGUGGUCGACCACACACUGCAGGUUCUCAUCAAUGUCGGGGGCAACCGCUACACCUUCCCCUGGAGCACGCUGGAGCAGUUUCCCCAGAGCCGGCUGGGUCGUCUGCGGUUCUGUACCACCCCAGAAGAGAUCGCGCGGCUCUGCGAUGACUAUGACGAGACAUGCCAGGAGUAUUUCUUUGACCGGAACCCAACAGCCUUCCGGGUGAUUCUCAACUUCCUGGCUGCAGGAAAACUGCGUCUGCUUCGGGAGCUGUGCGCCGUGUCUCUGCAUGAUGAGCUGGACUAUUGGGGUGUGGACCCAGGCCACAUGGAGCGCUGCUGCCGUCGCCGCAUGAUCACCCGUGUGGAGGAGGUGGCGGAACGAGAGCGUAAAGAGGAAGAGUGGAGGGAGAAAAGAUUAACUAUAAAGAAAAGCACAGCACAAACAGAGAAGGGCUACCACAGACUGAUCACAACGCUGCGGGAGGUGAUGGAAAACCCUCACUCAGGGUUGGCCGGGAAGAUAUUUGCCUGCCUCUCUAUCAUCAUGGUGCUGGUCACUGUCGUCAGCCUCUGCAUCAGCACCAUGCCGGACCUCAGAGAUGAGGAGAACAGGGGCGAGUGCUCUCAGAAGUGUCGCAACAUGUUUGUGGUGGAGUCCAUCUGCGUGGCUUGGUUCACUCUGGAGUUCGUGCUGCGAUUUGUCAACGCCCAAAGCAAGCUGGCCUUUGCUCGUGGCCCCCUCAACAUCAUUGAUGCCAUCGCCAUCCUGCCAUAUUACGUGUCCUUGGUGGUGGAUGUUGGUGAUGAGUCACAGGAGGAUGUCAUCAUGGGGGCCAGUAGAGGCUACCUGGACAAGCUGAGUCUGAUCCUGCGCCUACUUCGGGCCCUGCGCAUCCUCUACGUGAUGCGGCUGGCGCGCCACUCUCUGGGCCUGCAGACGCUAGGGCUGACCAUGCAGCGCAGCAUGAGGGAGUUCGGCCUGCUGCUGCUCUUUGUCUGUGUGGCCGUCACCCUCUUCUCACCUCUGGUCCAUCUGGCCGAGAGCGAACUGGCACCGUUUGCCGCCACACACCCCCACCAGAGAUUCAGCAGCAUCCCGGCCUCCUACUGGUGGGCCAUCAUCUCCAUGACAACAGUGGGCUACGGCGACAUGGUGCCACGCAGCAUCCCCGGACAGGUAGUGGCGCUCAUCAGCAUCCUGAGUGGUAUUCUCAUCAUGGCGUUCCCGGCCACCUCCAUCUUUCAUACCUUCUCCCGCUCCUACCAGGAGCUGAAGCAGGAGUACGAGCGAGUAUGGAAGCAGGAGCGACACCAGGGGACGGUCGAGGGGAGCUGGUCCAAGGCUGAUUACUCACCAGAGUUUAAGCCUAUGUCCAAGGAGGACAACAAUGAGGUCUUGUCAAGAAAGACUCAUUAAUCCACUCCUCCGGCGACGGCUUUCUAACAGAGAUCCAUCACGAUGCUGCACCUUUAAAGUCUUUCUGAAUUGUGAAAAUCUUUCCAACGCACUCAUGUGUUGGAAAGAUUAAGUUUAUGUUUGUUCCACCUUCUGGAGUCUUCCUUUAAUAUCUUCCAUCAGUCUAUUUGUCUUCUUAACAUCCUCAUACACGAAGCCUACAAUCAGCCGUCAGGAGCAUUUGGAGCAUUGGUCAACAUCAGGAGAGCUCUGUACCCCUGCAGGUUUAGAGGAUACAUCCAAACUUGCACAUGGAUGUGGUUUUUGCACCAUGUUUGUGUUUGCACAGGUGAUGCAAGGACAAGCAACAGAGGGACCUUUAGCUGCAGCCGGUUCUUGAUGCUGACUGGGUGUGUAAGAGCCCUUCCUCGUGUAAGUUUGUUAUCGUGGUGUGAAAACGUCCUCUCCAUGCAGCUGUAACCCUUUACUCGACCAUGAACAAACACUGACCUGUCAUCCUCACACCAAUGUUGAGCUCAUUUCUCCAUUUUCACACUGUAAUACGUGCAGCUGAUGACACACAUUGUGUCAGCCUCACUGACAGCUGUCAUCUCCCCCUAGUGGUUGGAUGAUGCUACUACGACUUUUUUCACUUGGCUUUCACAUGUAAUGGAAAAACAUGUUCAUCUGCUGACCUCGUCCACAGUGCUUAGCUUCCUGUCUGCUUCUUCAAGAUGGUGACAAGAAUACACGAAUGUAGAUUUGCAUCUUUACUGAGACAAAUAAAUUUAGCUAGAACAAGAGCAGAGUGAGUGUUUCCCCGGCAUUAAAAAACCUGGAUCCAUGUCUCACAUCGACAUCAAAUUAUUGUCCCCAGAGUUAACCUUCAGCAACAUUUUCAUACAGAUCUUUCCAAAACAUUUAAACUGGUACCAUGUCAUAGGUUAACAUAAAGGUACAUAAAAGUCAAAUAGUACUGAGACGAAAGACUUUAUGAACCUAAGCCCCAACCAUCAGAUAGUUCUUCACAA
Melanotaenia boesemani (Boeseman's rainbowfish) is the source of this 2910-nucleotide messenger RNA. Its product is annotated as potassium voltage-gated channel subfamily G member 4-like. The coding region runs from base 338 to 1900 and encodes 520 amino acids. The transcript has 3 exons. The record is from RefSeq and is a predicted model, not a curated record. Gene Ontology annotation, cellular component: membrane; voltage-gated potassium channel complex. Gene Ontology annotation, biological process: potassium ion transmembrane transport; protein homooligomerization. Gene Ontology annotation, molecular function: delayed rectifier potassium channel activity; protein binding. Lineage: Eukaryota; Metazoa; Chordata; Actinopteri; Atheriniformes; Melanotaeniidae.